AAGCUCUCGAAACGUGACGGUGGCAGAUCACAUGACCGUAACUCAUUCCCUUGUUCUCGACGGCGAUGGCGUUCUCGUCGAGUGCAGGAGAGACAUGCAUGUCCUUGGCCGUCUCCCUUCAGUCAGGUCCGGAAAGUCGAUCCUUCGAGGAAGUACGCAUCGCCGAUUACCUCGCUUCGUACCGCGCGACAGGGCGUCCGCCACAGCCAGCACCCGCAUAUCCCACGGAUGCCGCCUUGCGUAGUUCGCAGGGAUUGCCGCCGCUCUUCGUUCCCGCACCCUUCCCAAACUCCACCUCCACUGCGCCAUCGACUUCCGCCUCGACUUCCGGUGCACCGUCGAUCUUCGGCAUAUCGAGCGCGCCUUCUACUUCAAGUGCAGCAACUAUCAAGGACCCGACUCAGCUUCCGCAGACUCAAGCCUUCAACGAGAUGCUUCCGGUCAACACCCAAACUUCAUCGUCUUCCCUCGCUACUGAAAAGGAAUUAUUCACCAGCAUAGUUGCCACCCCGACCUAUCUGUUCUUCUCCCCUGAAGAGCUCAGGUACUACUCGUAUGCCAGGCGGAUACGAGAACCUCCACCUGGAACACCUAUGUUUCCGUUCACCGUCGUUCCUUUGGCUAGUAGUGGAUCCCAUUCCGCGGCGGGAGGGGUUUUGGAUGGCACGGAUAAGUUGGUGAGCAUCGUUGCGCAGCCCGAUUUCGCCAAGCAUAGUCCCGAAGAACUCCGGAUUGCAUUCCUAAAAGCAGGCACCGAGCUCAACUCUGCACAAAUCCUUUCAGGUUCCAUCCCGUCGAAACCUGCUGCAUCCAAUGUAUCACCAUUCGCUCCGUCGCAACCUUCAGCAUCACCUUUCGCUCCGCGACCAGCAGGGUCGUCUUUCGCACCGCCGCCGCCGAUUGCAUCGACCACCGGCUCCUCCAUAUUUUCCGGAUCAGCCUUUGGCUCGCCACCCGUCCCGAUUCAGCCGAACGUUUUCGGGCAAGCAUCAGCACCAGCACCCGCAACUGGGGGUUUCUCCUUUGGCCAACCUGCAGCUGCUGUCCCGCCCCCAGUGAUAGCCACUACCGGGUUCUCCUUCGGUAGCUCAGCGCCUGUGCCCCCAAAUCCGACGCCCGCUGCAGGUGGAUUCUCGUUCGGACAGCCGGCUCAGCCAGUGACAGCAGCCCCAACGACCUUUUCGUUCGGGAGCUCGGCACCUGCCGCUCCGGCUCCGAGCGCGUUCGGGGCGCCCGCUGCGGCGCCCGCUGCAUCGGGCUUUUCGUUUGGACAGCCUCCAGCACAGCAGCAGCAGCAGCAGCAGCAACAGCCGGCAGGAUUUUCGUUUGGGACACCAGCUCCGGCGCAACAGGCGACGGGAUUCUCGUUUGGGGCGACGGCGGCUCCAGCGGGUGGCGGGUUCAGCUUUGGGACAAGGAGAAUGUAAUAUCUAGGAAAUGAAUAUACCAGAUGCUUAGCCAUGCGUUUCAUCGAACUCGCCCGAAGGAGUGGUGUCUGGAGCGGUUGGGUGCUGAAGUGCCUGCCGGGGAAUAGGAGUAGUCGGUUACUAGCGUGUCAUACAUUUGGACGACAUCCUGCGGAGCAGUCGCGAGACUUCUCGCAUGGUCUUGGAUUCUUUCAGUCAGAGACAGUGGGUGCUCACCCAACCGGUCGAGAUCAGAGCGCUGACUUAUGAAGCGUCGGGCCAAAACGCGCGUGCUUCCGGAUUGAAUGUUGUGAGUGAGAUUGCCAAAUGAGAUGCCUGGAUGAAGUAUAGGUAGUAAUUAUAUACAUACAUAAUGCGAUGCGAUGCCAUGAAAGUAAGUGUGCAAACAGCCCGAGGGCCAGUCUAGUCGCUACUACGCUUCCUUCUUCUCGGUCUUGGUAGGGGUCGCCUGCCGCGAGUCAAGCAGGUGAUCCAAGCCCGAAGGCAUGAUCACUCUCGGUUUGAGCAGGAUGCGGCGAGUCCAUCCCCCCGCGGCCGUCUUGUCUGAGCGAGUGAGUCCCAGCUCACAUGUGCACAACACAGUUUCGCCAGGUUCUGCUCGGCUCUUGACGAUCGCGUCCCUCAUGGUCUCGGGAUCAAAUGCGACCCCUGGUGUGGCCGAAAGCGUCUUGAGCUCGCAUGCAGUGACCUCGGCUCCGAUGGCUUUGUUGAGGCCCAAAGCCAAUCGCACGAGCCUCAAUAUUCGAUCGGCGAAUCGUGCCGAGAUGAGCUCGUGCAGUGUGCUGGGAUCGCUGGCGAAGCCCGCAGUGAGCAGGACGUUGACGAAAGCGUCGACGAAGUAUUCGCCCAGCUCCGGCUCGCCAUGAAUAAGUUCCUGCACAUGGGAAAGUGUCAGUGCUCGCCAGCGGCCGGCGGUGGCUUGGUCCUGCCCCAUGCGGAUGCGAUGAUAGAUGUCGGUGAGCAGCUGCUCGUCCUCUGGAUCCUCGAAGAACCACGAUGUGCUCAUCCACCGGGAGUACUCGAUCAUCCCGCCUUGGAAGGCAAUGCGGAUAAUGGUCUGGUCGUCGCUGUGGUCCGAAACGCGCAGGAUCUCCACCAUGGCAGGGCCCAGUAUCUCCGUGGUGCGUUCGUAGACCUCAGCCAUGUCCUCGGAUUCGGCGGGUCCCGCUUCAGACUCGGACGGCGACUUGGGUUCGAAUUCAAACUGGUGCGCCAGAUAAGCAGCGGUGUCUUCGAUCUCCGUAUUCAGCGCUUGGAUUAGUACGAGUACCGCUUGGUCGGUCAGUCGGUCCUCCAGUCGUGCUGCAGCUAGAAUCGCUUUCGACUCCCGCAGUUCUUUUUCCUUCCACUGCGCUCGAUCCAAGGCCUCUCUGUUCUCCGCCAUCAGACGCGUGUUCUCCUCCCCCAGCUGCGCGCGUGUUUCGAUGAGCUCCUGGACACGUGCUGCCAGGGCAGCCUCCAACGCAUGUUUCUCCUUUCCAGCAUCAGCAAGCGAGGUCUCUGCCGCUUGCAGUCGAGCGUGCAGCGCUUGAAGCUCGGCUUCUAGAGACGCCGUCUGAUCGCGCGAGGCUUCGCUAACAUGGACUCCGGCAGAAGCGCCGGCGUCUUGAUCCUCGAUUGACUUGGUUAGCGAAGCUUCUGCUUGAGUGGUGGUCGAGUUUUGCCCAUUCUGCUCGCUGUCUCUAUCGCUCUGCUCUCCGCUGUGUCCGUUCUGAGACUCAUCGUCCUCCUUUCCCCUCGUUUUGUCUUUCCCUUUCUUCGACGCUUGGUGCCGCCGCAGAGCCUUGGCCACGAAGGGCAGCGCGAGAACCGCCAUUGCGACAAAAGUGACGAUGUACGACGUGACGGAGGAAGACGAGGUUUUUUCGGUGGCUUGUGGCAGUGAGUCACUUGUGAAAAUCUUCGCGGUGGUGUCACUGGGGAGGAUGGGGGCGGCUGCAGACAUAGACUACGUGUGAGGGAGUUCGCGUGUGCAUCACCGAGUCAGGUCGACCAACAUGAGGUGCGGGCGUGUCGCUCCGGUUAUAAGUAUUAUGUGUAGCGUCACCCUGGACGUGGGUCGUGGGUCGGGAGUUCCGCCGCACACAGCGUCAUCGGCCACGAGGCCGCGGUUCCUCUGAUUAUCUGUGGAAUCA
Mycena citricolor is the source of this 3562-nucleotide messenger RNA. Lineage: Eukaryota; Fungi; Basidiomycota; Agaricomycetes; Agaricales; Mycenaceae. The record is from the annotation of a GenBank genome assembly.